UUGAACCAGCACUUUCUGACCAUACACAUAUCUACUCGAAGACCAGACAUUGUUAUAAGAUGCUACAAAGACAGCAUAUUCCAAGGACCUCCAGUGCCUUUCACCAAAUACCUGCAAUCUCUCACGAGCACAGAGAAGUCCAGCACUGAGGGGAGGAGAUGGGGAGUGAGAAAUUACCACACCGUUUUCUUAUUCAUUGCAUUUGGCUUGGAGUGAUGGGAGUUGAUGCCUCGUCAUGGACUGCUGAGGUGCCCAGCUCAGUCUCCGGCCUAUAUGGCUCAUGCAUCGUGAUUCCCUGCUCAUUCAACUACCCAGAACCAAAGAUAAAGCCCUUUGAACUCACUGGCAUCUGGUUCAAAGGCGCUUAUGAGGUUAUAUACCACCCAGACAGCUCCAGCGUCAUCAAAGACUACAAGGGUCGUACAGAGCUGGUGGGAGACCUCCGGCAGAAUAACUGCUCACUCAGAAUCGACCCCCUCCAUCACAGUGACAAAGGACCAUUUACUUUCAGGCUUGAAAUCAAAGAUCAUAGCAAAGCUUCAUACAAAGAUGACACAGUCUCCAUUGCAGUGAGCAGCUCUCCAGACCCCCCCUCUCUGUCAGUGAGGGAGGAGGUGAAGGUGGGGGAGGAGGUAUCUGCCUCCUGCUCUGUGUCUCACUCCUGCCCAUCUGAUCCCCCUCUCCUCACCUGGAGCCACUCUGGAACACCCAGCAUCCAAUCACAGCAGCAGACCAACGGCCAGUGGGAAGUGACAUCAUCCCUGACUAUUAGAUCCACCAUCGCUGAUAACAACCAGUCUCUGGUCUGCACAGCAGCGUACAGGGGAGGGAAGACAGUGAGAAGCUCCAAGACGCUAAAUGUAAAAUAUGCCCCAGUGGACGUGAAGGUGGAGGGAGUGUCCAGUGUGAAGGAAGGAGACUCUGUAGAGCUGAGAUGCUCCAGUGACAGUAACCCUGCUGUCCACAGCUACCGAUGGCACAACAGCAGAGGGCCUCUGCCCACCACGGGACCUACCAUCACACUGGAGAAUGUGACCAGACUCACUGAAGCCCUCUACUGCACUGCCAUCAACACAGAGGGACUAGGCCAAUCCAGCCCACUGAAGCUCAGUGUAGAGUACCCCCCUGUGAUCAAAGUGGGCUCUGCCUGCACUUCAGAUAGCUCCAUGAUAACUUGUCUGUGCAUUGUGGAUUCGGAGCCCCCCGGCACUGUGGAGUGGUCUCUUCCAGCAGGACUCUUGCCCAGUACCAGGGUAGAGAUGCAUGGGUCAGUUACCAUGGUGACCCUACAGAGGGCACUAGGCUUCUCAGAGACCGUCCACUGCAAUGCCAGCAACACACAGGGCAAUGCCACCUUGUCCUUCACUGUGCCCACAAAUGAUAAGAUGUUCAUGCUGUACGUUUCAAUUGGUAUUGCUGCAUUAGUGGUGGUAGUAAUACUAAUUAUCAUGUCAGCUUGCCUGUCGACCAAGAAGGGUGGGAGGAGUCAUAGUAACCAGCCAAUAACCAGUAUGCAGGACAUGGAUGCAGCAAAGGGUGCUUCCUCAGAUCCCUCACCAUCUAGGAAAGAGCAGAAAGACUCCAGCAGUGAAAUCCACACAAACUACUACACCAACGAUCAGCUAUACAGCAACAUAGAGGCUGAAGAGGAUGGUGACCCAUUCGAGUGUGAUGGUGGAGAUGAUGGAGUCUAUGCUAACGUGUGAACACAACAGGAAGCAUGUGGGAGUCUGGCUCAGAGGUUCCAGUAAAAUAUUAACAUUUUAACCUAAUGUAGCUGAGCUGGCGACUGCUUAUAUUUGUUAGCUAUAUGGUUCUCAUGGCUAAAGAAUAUGGUACAUUCUUAUUUGGGUUGCGGCUUUGUGUUAUGGAUGUUACAAGGCUUUUGUUUUUAUCUAUGGCUUGGGUGAUUCAGAAUGAACCUGAUAUGGAUGGCUAUACAGUUAUAAUAUUCGAGAAGUAAAUAUAUAUGAUUGUCUUUGAAAAAACAGUCACCAGUAAUCCACUUAUGUGUAACUGACACUCAGGUCAGCACAGUGCUUCUGUGGUCCCCUUGAAUGUACAGGCAGAUACAGUAUAGUGUCAUUUGUCAAAACAGGCCAGAUUGAGAUAUACUGUAUGUACUUGAGAUGUAGAAUUAUAAACUAAAGUACCUUGAAAAUCUGCUUCAGAUUAAAUAUGAACAUGUGUAAUUUUUCAACAACAGCAUAGAUCAAAUUAAAAAACGAUGUGUUUCAUUG
Molecule: messenger RNA, 2240 nt
Organism: Coregonus clupeaformis (lake whitefish)
Lineage: Eukaryota; Metazoa; Chordata; Actinopteri; Salmoniformes; Salmonidae
Product: sialic acid-binding Ig-like lectin 12
Exons: 11
Coding region: 159-1706 (515 amino acids)
Source: RefSeq, a predicted model, not a curated record